This is a messenger RNA of Planococcus citri (citrus mealybug), 2782 nucleotides long. Its product is annotated as zinc finger protein 3 homolog. Lineage: Eukaryota; Metazoa; Arthropoda; Insecta; Hemiptera; Pseudococcidae. Gene Ontology annotation, molecular function: DNA-binding transcription factor activity, RNA polymerase II-specific; RNA polymerase II cis-regulatory region sequence-specific DNA binding. The record is from RefSeq and is a predicted model, not a curated record. Gene Ontology annotation, biological process: regulation of transcription by RNA polymerase II. Bases 132 to 2372 code for a protein of 746 amino acids. The transcript has 7 exons.
CUGGCGGACCACCUGGGAAACGUGUUUAUUUGGUUUUGUUGACUUAUCUUAUCUAAUCAUCAGAGAAAAGGAGAAGGCAAAAGGCAUUUAUUCUAUUCCGGGAACAUGCGGUGGUCUAGUCCAGUCCUUCCAUGAGAGAAUUCCAGUUCUUUAUCAACAUUAUUUCAUUUUAUAAGUUUACUGCUGGACGUUUAAACAUUGCUGUGAGUGCUGUGAAUGUGAGUUUAUGCUCGAAUCAAUUAUCUUCACGUUGUAUUUACUUCACAUUUGUUAAUCUACGAUCAGGGAAAGAACCGACGACGAUGAAAAUCACGAAGAAACAGCUAAAAAAUCCUAAAUUCCUGGAGAGUUUGAGACAACCGAUAAUACUCUUGACAGAUUUUAAACGCACUCCUCAAACGUCAAAUGAGCCAGACACGUCGAUAAAACAUCCGAUAGUUCUGCUUACGGAUUUCAACCUUGUUCCUCAGAACUUCUGUCGACCAGGUACGUCCAAGAGUACGGAUUCGAAACAUCUUGCUGGGAAUUUCACUCGACGAAAUACGCCCAAGAGUACGGAUUCGAGACGUCUUCCUCGGAAAUUCACUCGACGAGAUGAGUCCAAGAAUAUGAAACAACCGGUGAUUCUCCUGACUGAUUUGAAACAUCUUCCUCGAACGUUAGUUUUGCCAGAUUCGCCGAAUAUUAGUUUUAUAAAUGGUCUUGGUGAAGUAAGUCCACGUGAAUGUAUAGAAGAAGGUGAUAUUUCUCAGACUAGACAUGAUACCAUUCAGACGAUAAAUGAAGAAAAUAUUACCCAAACUGAAGAUCUUGGCAGUACGAGUACUCGUGAAUGUAUAGAAGAUGAUGAUAUUUCUCAGACUAGACAUGAUACCAUUCAGACGAUAAAUGAGGAAAAUAUAACCCAAACUGAAGAUCUUGGCAGUACGAGUACUCGUGAAAGUAUAGAAGUUGAGAAUACUUCUCAAACUAGUCAUAAUUCCGAUGAGAUAUUCGAUGGAGAAUCGAUGAACCGUACCGAAGAUAAUGAUGAAGCAAUUAUCGAUAAAAAUGAACGAAAUGAGAAGAACCAAUCAAAUCGUAGCGUAAAUGAGAUGACGAGUAAAUCGCUGAUUAGCCACGCCGAAGUUGAAUAUGAUGAAAAUCCUUCUUCACGAGACAGUUCUAAUCCAUCAUCAGAUAAAAUCCAAGUCAACAAUACCCUGAAAAAAGAAUUCGUUUGCGAUAAUUGCUCAAAAUCAUUCGGAUACAAACACCGCCUGCUACAGCAUCUUCGCAUUUGUAUGAAUAUGAAAUACCGGCUGACUAAAAAAUACUCCACUUACGUUUGCAAUCAUUGCUCUUGUACAUUUCAUAUGCGUACGAACUUUAUUAACCAUUUGAGAACACACAAACUCAGACCAGACUACGCGUGCUUGAAAUGCAAAGCUACAUUCAAGCGAAAAAGACACCUCAGUCGGCAUUUCAUAAUCCACGAUCCGGAUAAAUCGCAUCAUUGUUUAAUUUGUGGCGUUGGGUUCGACGAACAAGAUGCUUUCAAAAAUCACAUGUCAAUUCACCGUAAGGAAUAUCCCUUCGAGUGUGAUUUAUGCGGAGGUUUAUUUAAAAUCAAAGCCGCGCUCGCUUCUCAUAUAAAAAUGCAUUUCAAUAAGACACACGAAUGUGCAACUUGUAAAGCCAAGUUCCGAAAAGAAGAAAGUUUGAAAUCGCAUCAAAGGAUACAUUCGAACGAGAAAUCAUUUUCGUGUUCGGUUUGUAAACGUUCGUUUGCUGCAAGAAGAUUGUUGUUCUUGCAUAUGAAAGUGCACACUGAUCAAAAAUUCGUAUGCGAUAUUUGCAAAAUGGUCUUCAAAUUGAAAGAAUAUCUAGUUAGACAUAUGGCGAAUCAUUCUAAAAAUAGACCAUUCGCUUGCGCUCAUUGCGAUUUCUCGUGUACCACUAGAACAACUUUAAUUACUCAUUUUAAGGUUCACGAAGGAAAAACCAAGUACCACGAACUUCCGGUCUUAUACCAGUGUCAUUUAUGCAGCCAAGGUUUUCGACUGAAGCCUCAUUUGAUUCUGCAUGUGAAAUUUUCGCAUGGUCAACAGAUGGAUUUGAAGAAGCAGGAAAAACGAACCUUCUCGUGUGACAUAUGCUCGAAAACGUUUCAUAAUAGAAACGUUAUAAGGAAUCAUUUUUUGGUACAUAAAAAAGAGAAAACUUUCAAGUGUUCUAAAUGCGAAUACUCGAGCAAUUGGCAGAAAAAUUUUGACCGUCAUAUGAGAAUUCAUGAUAAAAUUUACGAUUAUCAGUGUGCCGGUUGUCAGGCUAAGUUUACACGAAGAGAUGCAUUAAUAGUACAUCUCCGAUCAAAAGUUUGCGAAACCUAGCUGAAUAAUGUUAUUUUUAUACAUAUGUAGCAUUCUUUGUCUGUUUCGUGACGAUUUCUUAUGCGCAUCCAUACCUACUUAUUUUUAAUCCAUAUUUUAUCUAUUUACUGCAAUACUUGUAUACUUGUUUAUAUACUUAGAGCCUUUAGGGGGCUGAUAGUAAGGCAAGCUGUUUUAUGUUUUUAAUCAGAUUAAUUUUUUGGGGUUUUUUUAAUGUUUGAUUCUUUUUUUUUUUUUUUUUUAAGGAGGGGUUGUUUUUGUUUUUUUAACAUUGGUUUUCACUUUUUUUGUUUUCUUUAUGAAUUGACGAUUUUGUCCAGAAUUUUUCUAUCGCACAACUCAUUUAGUUUAAACUUUUGUUGGAAGUCUUUAUAAAUAAAUGCCCUCUUCACCUAAUUAAUCUUGAUGUU